Xenopus laevis (African clawed frog) is the source of this 1477-nucleotide messenger RNA. It is a transcript of the gene gpr137c.S, whose product is annotated as G protein-coupled receptor 137C S homeolog. Lineage: Eukaryota; Metazoa; Chordata; Amphibia; Anura; Pipidae. Gene Ontology annotation, biological process: positive regulation of TORC1 signaling. Gene Ontology annotation, cellular component: lysosomal membrane. The record is from RefSeq and is marked provisional.
GGAGACAAGGGAAUAGCGGGACAGAGAGAGGGAGAGUGUGAGGGGAAGGAAAGAGAGCUGCUUUCUUUGGUGCUUUUUAAUUGGCUGAACAUCAAUUGUUCACUCAGCGUUUUAAAGUGGCCUUUCUUUUUCAGUUUCUUUGUUUUUAUUCCCGUCACGGAUUGGCACACGCCCCCUGUCGGGCAACAUUAGCGCCUUCCAAUGUUAAUAUCUGUGUGAGAGAGAGUUCCCCGGGGCUGACCAUGAAAUCAGCCAUCCCUUGGCCAGUGGAACUGGGACUGACGGUGCUGUACUCGGUGCUCUGCUGUGCGCUCUUCCUCGCCACAUACGUGCAGCUCUGGCUGCUUUUACACUACAAACAGAAGAGGUUCGGCUACCAGAGCCUCUUGCUGUACCUGUGCCUCCUCUGGGCAUCUUUUAGGACCGUUCUCUUCUCCUUUUACCUUAGAAACUGUGCCCAGUCCAAUGACCUGCAGCCAUUCCCCAGCUGGCUCCUGUAUUGCUGCCCCGUGUUCUUGCAGUUCUCCACUUUGUGUCUCCUUAAUGUUUAUUUUUCGCAGGUUAUUUUUAAAGCCAGGUGUUCUCCAGAGUUUAACAAAUACAAAACUUCACUUCGUUUGGGAUUUUUAUUCACAUUUAUGGCUUUUCUGAUUGUCAACCUGUGCUGUGUCCUGAUUACUUAUGGCAGUUUAUCGGCUGACCAGCAAGGAUGGAUAACCAUGACAAGAACGAUAGUUAGCGAUUGUCUCUUUGUGGCUUGUUCAAUUACAUUGGCCAAGAACACCUACAAAAUUGCAAACUUGUCCCCGGCCAAUGUCUACCUAGAAUCUAAGGGCACAUCUGGGCAUCAAGCAGUUUUAAUGGGCUCUGUAAUUAGCUUACUCUAUAUUUUGAGGGCCUGCUACAAUUUGGUUGUAAUCUCUAUAUCACCAGAGUAUAAGCCAAGCCCUUUUAGUUAUGGAUGGAAUGGUGUCUCUGAUCAUGCUGUUACAGAGGAUGUGAUUGGUCUAGAAUAUCUGCUGUUUGGAAUUCUUAUUCUGUUUUGUGAACUGCUGCCAAUGGGCUUGAUGGUGUAUUUCUUCCGUGCAAAAAGGUUAAGCCAAAACCUGGAAGCUGCAGGGAUGGUGAACAGUCACAGUUUUGGAUCCAGGGCAUACUUUUUUGAUAAUCCUCGAAGGUACGAUAGUGAUGAUGACUUGCCAAGGCUUGCUUCUGCAAGAGGAGAGCGAGGAAGUUUGUCUUCUACCCCCAAAACUUCUGCAUGGUAUGGAGCAAUAUGUCCAAGUAACGGCUGUGCCCUCUCACCACCUCUGCUCAAUGGAACUGCUUCAGGGACUCCUAUACUGUUUACAUGUGGAGCACAAACACUGGCAUAGCUUGUGUUAUUCACUGCACCAUUAGACUGCACCUUUUCAGCUGUCUAUUAUAGACAACAGGCAGCUCGUGUUUUUGUUUACGUUUAAAAAAAAAAAAAAAA